This is a messenger RNA of Linum tenue, 2424 nucleotides long. Lineage: Eukaryota; Viridiplantae; Streptophyta; Magnoliopsida; Malpighiales; Linaceae. The record is from the annotation of a GenBank genome assembly.
GAUAUGUGAGAGUUAGGCAUCUAUAUUCUAUACUGAGAGCAAAGAGUAUAGAGCAAAAUCAGGUGAUUACUGAUUAAAUGUCGAGCUAGGGAAAGACUUUACAUAACCUUAUAAGAUGUUGGAUAUUGACAUAUUCUUGGGGCAUGCUCUUAUGUUUGAUGAUAAUGAUUUCAUUGAUUUGACCAUUCACCAACGAAACUAACCACCGAGCGAACAGACGUCAGUAUUCCGGUGAGGCCGCUCCCGCUCCCACGUUGAUCGCCUCCUCCGGCGAUACAGCAACCCAAUAACAGUCCAGCAGACCCAGGCCACGUCAUCCUUUUCCCCGGGCGUACCCAACUGAGCUUCACACCCAAGUAUUCCCUUCGCCGGGAAAUCACCGGAAAGCUCCCCCGGGGACGCUUGUCAAUCAAGCGAGUCGUACAGCAAAGUUAAAAAAAUAUUAAUAGAAAGUUUAUAGAAAAAAAUUAUUAAUCUUUUCAAAUUCCGUGUUUGGCUUUAGACGAAAAUGGAAAAUGCGACAAAAUGGCGAUGCCAAUACUACUUCUUCUCUUCUCCUUUCCCUUUUUAGCAGGCGAGAGAUCGACGUCUCGAAGCGUCAGCAAAAAAGUUUUCCGGCUUCGUAUUACACCUGGUGGCUUGAAGAACAGUACGACCGCCGGCGGGUGAGCUGAUUUUCUAGUACCCUGUUUGGUUACCUCGAUAAGAGAAGCCCUGAUUCAAUCAAUCGUCCUCUCUCGAGGAAAGAAGGAAAGCUCCAAAGUAAUUUACAGAUUGAAUUGCAGUUGAUGACAUUGUGCAGCAGCUGGAACCCACUAGUCUGUGAAAUUGGUAUCGCUGCUCUUUGAAUCAGAAGUGCAGUACUUAUAAUGCCAGUGCCCAUUAGAAGUAUCAGAAAACCAAGUGAAAUGACGAAGCUUUUCAUGACAACUCUCCUUGGGAUCCUCUUUGGCUUCUUCUUGGGAAUAUCCUUGCCAACACUGUCGCUCUCAAAGUUGAAUCUUCCAACCGGUUUGCUUCCUUCCUUUGACAUCACUUACAUGGAGGACAAGUUCUCUGGUCUUUCGCCACAAGCACUGCUCAAUGCUUUGUCCUCUCUAAGGGGACAUAGUAUACAUUCCUUGUUAUUUCACCGAUACAAUGGAACCAAGAUAUGGCUCAAUGAAAAUCCUAGAGGUGCUGAGAGGUUACCUCCUGGUAUAGUAACUUCUGAGUCGGACUUGUUCCUUCGACGAUUGUGGGGUAUGCCUGAUGAGGACUUGGCAGUCCAGCCGAAGUAUCUUGUGACAUUCACAGUUGGGUAUGAACAGAGAAAGAAUGUCGAUGCAGCAGUUCAAAAGUUCUCUGAGAACUUCACCAUCCUAUUGUUUCACUAUGACGGCCGGGUAACUGAGUGGGAUGAAUUUGAAUGGUCAAAGCGAGCAAUCCACGUGAGUGCUCCCAAGCAAACGAAGUGGUGGUUUGCCAAACGGUUUCUUCACCCGGAUAUUGUUGCAGCAUAUGAUUAUAUUUUCAUGUGGGAUGAGGAUCUUGGGGUGGACCAUUUUGAUGGAGAGGAGUACAUUAGACUGGUGAGGAAAUAUGGGUUGGAUAUAUCUCAGCCUGCUUUAGAUCCUGAAAAAGGGACCACCUGGGCAAUGACGAAGAAAAGAUAUGACACUGAAGUUCACAAGUAAGGAGGGCCCAAAAAAAAAGAAAGGAAUAUGCUUUCUCUUAUGUGGUCAAAUUUAAAGCUUCUUUAGUUCUCAUGUCAACCUUCUUGCAUCCCUGUAGGCAUACUGAAGAGAAACCCGGUUGGUGCAAGGAACCAUAUUGGCCGCCAUGUGCAGCAUUUGUGGAGAUUAUGGCUCCUGUAUUUUCCCGAGAGGCAUGGCGAUGUGUUUGGCAUAUGAUUCAGAAUGACUUGGUUCAUGGAUGGGGUCUUGACUUUACCAUGAGGAAAUGUAUUGAGCCUGCUCAUGAGAAGAUCGGAGUGGUAGAUGCUCAAUGGAUAGUUCAUCUAGGCAUUCCAUCCCUCGGGAACCAGGGAACAUCAGAGAAAGGGAGAGCGCCAUGGGAAGGGGUGAGGAAGAGGUGUCAAAUCGAAUGGAGGAUGUUUUAUGAACGCUUUGCACAAGCUCAGAAAGCCUAUUACUGGAUGCUGAGAUUUCGUCGAAGAAGUAAUAAUGUCACGAAUAGCUAGAAGGAUAUGGAAUGAUCAUUGAUUCCCACCCUUUGUGUAAAUUCCACUUCCAGAGCUCCUACAAAAUGACCACAAGUCCACAAUCAAUCAGAAGUAGCAUUUUAGGUUUUCUGUCCUUUUUAUUUUCAUUAAGUGUGUUAUUGAAGUGAACUUUACUCGAGCUGUAGCUCACAGGUGAUUCACAAUUUAGACUGCUCACAUCAUUUUUGGCCAAUCAUCUUGUACUUCUUAACAGUUAACAC